ACCAUUCAUGCAGUUUGGUUGCGUCUUGGUGUAUUUGAGUGUUUGCAAUAAAAAGGGCUUUUAAUUUUUGGAGGUGCAGGUCCAGCUGCAAUUAGUUCACUGAAAAGUCUACCGCCUUGCAAGCAGCCAACCGCGGCUAGCUUUAGCUCUUUAUUUCUCCCUUGCAAUUGCAAGCCACUAAUUCAGAGGUGCAACUAUGCCCAAAAGAAAGCCCCAGCCACCUAUUGCAGAUUCCUCUGGGGUUCACUUGAUGGGAGCCAUCCUUGAGCCGACGCUGACAACAACCUGGUUGUUGCAGGCAGCCGUUGAAGGGCAGGUAAAGGAGGAGCCAAAGAGGCGGUCACCUCGAUUAUCUGCUAAGCCUGUUCCUCCUAAAUCUGAGCCCAAAACCAAAAAGGCAGCAGCCCCAAAGAAAGUGAACGUAGCAAAUGAUAAAAAGGAAAUGAAAGGCAAGAAGGGGGCCGCCAAAGUCAAAGUGGAAACCAAGCAGGAAGAAGUGAAAGAAGAAAACCACUCUGAAAAUGGAGAGACCCAAACUAACGAGGUGCCGGCUGUGGAAGAACCUGAGGAGAAGCCUGAGUAAUAUGUAACACUGCCCUAUAUCUCCAUCAGUUUGGUAUCUGUACCUCCAUCCUGUAUCGUUGACACAGAGGAAUAUUUUUAUCAACUAUUUUCUAAAUGCAGGUUUUUCUUUUUAGCAUGAAGUUAAUUUUGGAACGUCUCCAUCCUGGUCGCUUGGGUAUGAUGUCACCAACAAGAUAUCACUGUCUCUGCAUUUUGUGAUUAUAAUAGUGUGAUCUAUGGCAAGAAUAAGUGGUGGUAGCUUCUGACUUUUGUCACUGUGUACCCUUUCUUGUGUAAGCUAUCCUUUCCGUCCUUUGGCUUUUUCUUUGGCCCUGGUACGUGUUUAAUUCAGUGAAGUGGGGAGGCCCCAAAUAGAAAGUUCUCAAAUCGGCUAGUCCGGGGUGUCUGUGGGUUGAUUUUAUAAAGAAGGUGAGCUAUUUUCAUGAAAUUCUAAGAGUUGGAAAUAUCUUUCCCAAAUAUAACUUUAAUAUUAGUUUUUGAAAGAAAGUAAAAUGUAAUCAUGUUUUUAAACAAAAUACAAAUGUUUAUUUCAGAAGGGCAGAUUGAUUGUAUGUGUAGCCACUAUUAGAAAUUUUGCUGGAUUUAUCUUAAUAAAAUAA
Messenger RNA from Vombatus ursinus (common wombat), 1184 nucleotides. It is a transcript of the gene HMGN5, whose product is annotated as high mobility group nucleosome binding domain 5. NCBI's taxonomy places the organism in Eukaryota, Metazoa, Chordata, Mammalia, Diprotodontia, Vombatidae. The coding region runs from base 197 to 583 and encodes 128 amino acids. The record is from RefSeq and is a predicted model, not a curated record. Gene Ontology annotation, molecular function: nucleosomal DNA binding. Gene Ontology annotation, cellular component: nucleus; chromatin. Gene Ontology annotation, biological process: chromatin organization. The transcript has 7 exons.